AUGUGUUUCGCAUUUCGGAGCACUUGUAGAUUUCAACUUCUGUAAGCUGCACGGAGUCAACGGAAGGCGAAGAGAAGGAAAGAGAUAAGAAGAGUAAACUAAUAAUGUCAGAAACAGCGAUGGAAUACAGCGACAAAUCCGGUAGAAUCGAAACUGCAUCAAAAGAAUCUGACGAUUCAGAUGAUGAGAUCAUUGUGAAAACACCGUCAUGGCCUACAUAUCAAGCACCAUCAAAAGACAGUAAUGGCUCGGACUACACAGAUAAGGAUAUUAAAAACUUUGAAGUUAAUGAUGAAUCUGGUGGCAACCAUGACACUGAUGAUGGAGUGACUAAUAAAGCACCACGACGUCGCAUGAAUUUUCAUAGUAGCUCGGACUGCUCAUCAGCACCAGCAAAGUCAUGUUCAAACAAUCACUAUAGCAGUUCAUGUGAACAUUUGCAUCAUAAACCUCAAACAAGUACCAAAAAGGCAAAUCACCAAGAGCUAUCUGAAGACAACAAUUCAAAGUUGCAAAGUAAUUCAGAGUCAACACAAAAAAAAGCAUUUUGCCGUCUAAACUGAUUCAUUUCUGGAACUGGAACAGUCACUGAUGAGAUCAAGUUACUGUUGUCGCAUCUGAGGACAAAACAGGCAGGCAUGCGUGGAGAACAAAUGAAGAUAUAUGGGUGCCUGGUGACAAGCAAUUAUAUUUCAAAAACAUUUUUUAAAAGUAUUUAUUAAAAUAUAAUAUAUUUAUGAAGUCAUUUAUUUGUAGUAUCAUGCAGUAAAUCAAACAAUAAGUGUGAACAAUGCAAUUUUAGAUCAGUAUUGGAACCGAAAAUCUUAAGAUUUAUGAUGUUAGGAUAUAAAAGAAAAAUGAACUUACAAUGCUCUGACUGGUUAGACUAUGUCAUGUGACCCUUAAUAAAAAAGUAAUGCUUAUUUAAACAAGACUGUGGUGGUUAGUCCAUGAACUUUACAGACAGUUCCUUUCAAAUGCAACCAGGUUAAAUUUGAAAGAAUGGGAUUGAAAAAUAAUGACUACACAUGAAGUAUCUUCAGAACUGCAACUAAUCCAGUGUCCUGGUGUGUCAGGAGUUUUCGGUGAAAUAAGAGUUUCAGAAAUUGUUACCUAAGAAUAAUUUUAGCAUAUAUGGUUAAGUCUGCUUAUGAGCCGAGUGGCCCAUCAGGCCAGAGUUUAUCCCAGUCUCUGUAGCAUGAAGCGACUAGGAGUAUUUCUACUCCCCCCUUGAUGGGAUGCUAGUCCAUCGCAGGGUUAUCCCCAGCAUUAAUUAUCCGGUACCGAUCUGUACACCUGGGAAGGAGGCACUGUGAGUGUAAAGUGUCCUGCCCAAGAACACAACACAAUGUUCCCAGCCAGGGCUAGAACACAGACUGCUCUAUCCGGAGUCGAGUGCUCUAACCAUGAGGCCACCACUCCUCUCCCCACCUCUU
Orbicella faveolata is the source of this 1436-nucleotide messenger RNA. RefSeq lists its product as uncharacterized. NCBI's taxonomy places the organism in Eukaryota, Metazoa, Cnidaria, Anthozoa, Scleractinia, Merulinidae. The record is from RefSeq and is a predicted model, not a curated record.